CAGCCCUAGCGGAAACAGGGAGGGGUCCUGGCUGGGUGGGCAUCGGAAACAGGAAGGCGAAGCAGGCGAGGGAGGAGAAGAGAGAGGGAGAGAGAGAAAAGAUGUCUGAAGUCACAGCAGAGAAGCAGCCCCUGGCUGAACCGCUCCCGCAGGAGAUCCCAGCGCGGCCUGCACUCCCUGCCAAGCAGGAGGCUACCCCAGCCCGGACACGGUGCCCCAGCUCUGACCUGGAGCCAAUCUGCGUCGAGGACGAACCCGCCCGGCCCAGUCCCGAGGGGAAGGUCAAGGCCUCUUCCAGCAACAGCCCUGUCUAUCGCCUGGGUUCCAACCAGUGCUUCCACUGCCUGAUCACGUUCCCGGACGAGAAGUUCAAGGAGCGGCACAUGAAGCGGGAGCACCCCGAGGACUUUGUGCAGGAGAAUCUGCGCGACGCCCUCUUCGUCUGCUUCAUCUGCAGCAAGCCCUUCGAGAGUUCCCGCGCCCUCAUCUGCCACCAGCGCGGGCACGCCCCCGCCCCGCCCCCCGACUGCCCCGACUGCCUGCGCCCCGCCUUUGAGUGCUCCGACUGCGGCCGCCGCUUCGGCCAGCUGGCCAACUACCAACGCCACCGGCUGGGCCACGCCGCCGGCCGCAGCCUGCCCCACCAGUGCCCCGACUGCGGCAAGAGCUUCCGCCAGCUCUCCAAUCUGCGCCGCCACCAGGCCUCCCACCAGCGCCCCCUGGAGCUGCUGCCCUCCCGCCCCUACUCCUGCACGGAGUGCGGCGAGAGCUUCGCCCAGGAGGCCGGCCUGCACGAACACUACAUCCGGCACGCCCGUGGCGAGCUCUAG
Emys orbicularis (European pond turtle) is the source of this 830-nucleotide messenger RNA. RefSeq names its product zinc finger protein 576 (gene ZNF576). Lineage: Eukaryota; Metazoa; Chordata; Testudines; Emydidae. The record is from RefSeq and is a predicted model, not a curated record. The coding region runs from base 102 to 830 and encodes 242 amino acids. The transcript has 3 exons. Gene Ontology annotation, molecular function: chromatin insulator sequence binding. Gene Ontology annotation, cellular component: chromosome. Gene Ontology annotation, biological process: regulation of transcription by RNA polymerase II.